Molecule: messenger RNA, 1056 nt
Organism: Trichoderma aggressivum f. europaeum
Lineage: Eukaryota; Fungi; Ascomycota; Sordariomycetes; Hypocreales; Hypocreaceae
Exons: 2
Coding region: 1-1056 (351 amino acids)
Biological process (GO): mitochondrial L-ornithine transmembrane transport
Molecular function (GO): L-ornithine transmembrane transporter activity
Source: RefSeq, a predicted model, not a curated record
AUGGAAGAAGCCGUAGCUUCUUCGCCGCCCGUCGCGGUGCAGCAGAAUCAGAAGCCUGCGACAUCGGCCAAGCGCGACUACAAGGGCUUCGUCGCGGGCGUGUUUAGCGGUAUAGCAAAGCUGACUGUCGGCCACCCCUUCGACACAGUCAAGGUCCGCCUGCAAACGACGCAGGCCUCGCGCUUCAGCGGCCCGCUGCAGUGCGUCCUGCAGACGGUGCGCAAUGAGGGCGUCACGGGCCUGUACAAGGGCGCGACGCCGCCGCUGGUCGGGUGGAUGUUUAUGGACUCGGUCAUGCUGGGCUCGCUCAACGUCUACAGGCGGCUGAUGGCGCAGCACGUCUUUGGCGCGGACGCGUGGGCGCCCGGGGCGGGAUCGGGGGCGACGGGGCUUGGGUUUGGGAGUCUGAUGAGGCUGUUGUCUUCCUCAUCUUCUUCAAGGACAUCAUCGUCUUCAUCGUCAGAACCUUCAUACCUUCCACCGCUGGGUCACGGUAUCGCAGGUAUCAUGGCCGGCGCCACCGUCAGCUUCAUCGCUGCCCCCGUCGAGCAUGUGAAAGCCCGGCUGCAGAUCCAGUACGCUGCCCGCAAGGCUGAGCGUCUGUACUUGGGGCCUCUCGACUGCAUCCGCAAGAUCUACUCCCACCACGGCAUCCGCGGCAUCUACCACGGCCUGUCUGCCACGCUGCUCUUCCGCGGCUUCUUCUUCUUCUGGUGGGGCAGCUACGACAUGCUCUCGCGGGCUUUCCGCGAGAACACCAACCUGAGCAACCCGGCCAUCAAUUUCUGGGCCGGCGGGCUGAGCGCUCAGGUGUUUUGGUUGACGAGUUACCCGAGCGAUCUCGUGAAGCAGCGCGUCAUGACGGAUCCCCUUGGCGGAGGUUUGGGAGACGGCGAGAGACGGUUUCCUAAAUGGAGGAAUGCUGCCGUGGCUGUUUAUAGAGAGUCUGGGUGGAGGGGAUACUGGAGAGGAUUCUUGCCGUGCUUCUUGAGGGCUUUCCCGGCGAAUGCAAUGGCGUUGGUGGCCUUUGAGGGUGUCAUGAGGACGUUGCCGUGA